This is a messenger RNA of Puccinia triticina, 816 nucleotides long. RefSeq lists its product as uncharacterized. The record is from RefSeq and is a predicted model, not a curated record. The transcript is spliced from 6 exons. The coding region runs from base 1 to 816 and encodes 271 amino acids. Gene Ontology annotation, molecular function: 2 iron, 2 sulfur cluster binding. NCBI's taxonomy places the organism in Eukaryota, Fungi, Basidiomycota, Pucciniomycetes, Pucciniales, Pucciniaceae.
AUGACUUCCUCUACCAACGAAACCUCUGACCUGAUUGGAAGCAACUAUUACAAGCUCGAAUCACCCACCCAACUUCAAAACCUCCUCGGCGCCGACUUGAAACGACUAAGUAUUCUCUACUUCAGAGCCGAGUGGGCAGAGAUCUGUCGAACUGCCGAUCCGUUUAUUAGGUCAUUGUCUCAAAAGUGGAAGGAGCCUCUGUUUCUCGAAAUUGAAGCCGAAAGUCUACCCGAAGUUGCCGAAUCAUUUGAGGUCUCUUCUGUGCCUUGUUUCGUCGUCUUGAGGGGCCACCAGCUCCUCUCACGAAUUAUCGGUGCUGAGCUGUCGCAGCUUGAAUCCGAUGUUGAGAAGUUUGUCAAAGCAAGCCAGAACAAACAAAGCAACAGCAAGUAUGAGGUUUUGAGUGAGACGACACAGAAGCCGCAACCCCCACCAUCUGGCCCCAAUGUCAAUAAAUCGCAAGCGGGGGCAAUCUCCAACGAACACGAGACAGAAGAACAACUUUUUGCCCGUUGUAAAGACAUAAUGCAACAAUCCAAAGUUGUGGUGUUCAUGAAGGGAGAUCCUAGAACACCGCGAUGCGGGUUUUCCCAGCAGACCGUCAAAAUCCUUCAGGAUCUCAACGUCGAAUUUACUACAUUUGACAUUCUGACUGACGAAAAAGUUAGGCAAGGUAUGAAGAAAUUGAACUCAUGGCCAACUUUCCCUCAAAUUAUCAUCAAAGGUGAACUAGUAGGUGGCUUGGAUAUUCUGAAGGAAAUGAUACAAAACAAUGGCAAGGACAAAACCGAACUUGAUGAAUUACUCGAAAAUUAA